AUGGCAGUGUUCGUGGGUCGGGCGGUGAUAAAGUUGUGUAUUUAUGCGUCCUUUUUGGGUAUAUAUGCUUUCGUGAAUCUCUGCUUUUGAAGUUUUGACUGUAAUGACUCUGAUCUUGGGUUCUCAUUCUUUGCAUCAUCUCAAUUUUGAAUUAUAAGAAUAUGCCAAUAUGUCAUUUUUUUAUUCAACUUUAUAACUUUUACAAAAAAUAAUUCAAUAAGAUUGCAUUUUGAAAUGUUGAAUGUAUUAAUCCAUUUAAAUAAAUAUUGUUAA
Blepharisma stoltei is the source of this 273-nucleotide messenger RNA. NCBI's taxonomy places the organism in Eukaryota, Ciliophora, Heterotrichea, Heterotrichida, Blepharismidae. The record is from the annotation of a GenBank genome assembly.